Molecule: messenger RNA, 863 nt
Organism: Vigna umbellata (rice bean)
Lineage: Eukaryota; Viridiplantae; Streptophyta; Magnoliopsida; Fabales; Fabaceae
Product: early nodulin-like protein 18
Cellular component (GO): plasma membrane
Molecular function (GO): electron transfer activity
Source: RefSeq, a predicted model, not a curated record
UUCAGAAAUUAAUAAAUUACACAAAGCAUCAUACAACUCAAUAGUCACUAAAACACCUCUUCUGACACUAAUCGCCACCCAUCACCGUCAAUGGCGACACCUAUCGCGGCGCAACUCGCGGUCUUCGCCCUCUUCGUCACCGCCGUCUCCGCUGCCACAACUGGCUACCACAACCACACCGUUGGCGGCGCCGCCGGGUGGUCCUUCAACUCCACUACCAAUACAACAGCCACUAACUACACUUCCUGGGCUUCGAAUCAAACCUUCGACCUUGGCGAUUAUCUCAUUUUCAAUACGAACUCCAACCAAACGGUGGUUCAGACUCACAACAAGACGACCUAUCUGAACUGCACCGCUGACGAUACCGACAAUGUUACCUUCGUGUACGCCAGCGGUAGCAGUGGUUUCGGCGAAUCGUUGACCAUCGCCGUGCCGUUGACAAUUGUUGGACCAAACUACUUUUUCUCCGACUCCAGCGACGGCUUGCAGUGCCAGCUCGGCUUGGCCUUCGAAAUCGAUGUCCAGCACGGCUCCGGCUUGCCACCGAACCUCAACCAGCCGCCUCCGCCGCCGUACCAGGAGCCUCCCGGUCCUGACGCCGUUCAGUCUCCACCGGUUACGGUAGCGCAGUCUCCCACUGGCGGCGCGUUCGCGAGCCGCGCUGACAUGCGCUUCACGGUUUACAUUUUCAGUGCGGCGUUGCUGCUGCUGCUGCAGUUUCAGUGAGGAAAAUGUCAACUUCGGUGGAGACCCAGCAUUGGAUAAUUAUUUUUACAGCUAAGAAAGUUGACUUGUUUUUACUGAUGAUCUUUUCAUUUAGUUUAUUUGUACGUUUUAUUAUUAUUGAUAUUUAUUAUUUUUCA